ACUGAUUAAAACAGAAGAAGAAGAAGAACGAAAGCUGCGCAGAAAGCUGCGUAGUUGCCGUUUCUUCAAUCAUGAACGAUGGAGGCGAAUGUUUUGAUGGAGUCUAAGGACUAAAAUAAGCUCCGCUUUUGUGGUGUAAAUCACAGCUACUGCUUCAACCGAUGUCAUAGUAUGUACAGUAAGAGAUCUGAGAAGAAUUUAGUUUGACCGAGCACGAAAGGGCCGGUUAGCUAACAUCGUUUGCUGCUGCGGCCUAGCUAACGUUAGCUAACGUUAGCUUACUUUAGCUUGCGUUGUUAAGUUGGGACAGACAUCAUUUAAUGAGCUCACUGCUCGGCUCUAUUUCAACCUGCUGUGUUUUCUUCAUACUACCGCUCCAUCGAGACUUAUUCCAUUAUCUUUGUAGUUAUAUUUAUCGAAGAUUAUCGUACCUUUUAAUAUAAGAUAGUUCGUCGGAAAGUGUGAGCAGCUUCUUGAGAGAACAACCCCAGGGGAAGUGGUUAUCCAUGACCAAGAGUUCCUGCAGAAUAAUAUUAUUUAAUACUGUCAGCAAAAAUGUCUUUAGUCGCCUAUGGCAGCAGUGAUGAUAGUGACUCAGAAGAAACAUCAACUUCUGCCGCACCGGAGGGCAAAGUCAGCGCAGGAGGGCUCUUCUCACGCCUGCCUGCUCCUAAAAAGCCAGGAUCGACAGGAGGAAGCGGUGGACCAAGAAAGGAGACGAAAGCUAGCCGUUCACCGGUGGACAGCACGUCAAACAACGACCCAACGUUAGAGCCACAGUCAUCCAAAGGAGGCUUAUUUUCUAGUCUGCCUAAGCCGAGGAAGCGAUCGGAGCCCGUCAAGAUCACUGUACCGCAGAUCCAGAGACGGGAUUCCGACUCUGACGAUGACGAUGCACCAGCGAAGAAGAAACUACAACCUCAGGGUUCAGGCCUUUCCUCCCUUCUACCACAACCCAGAAACCUGACAGUGAAGGGGAUGGACAGGCUCCUGAUUCCUCACACACUCAGCAAGCGCCAGGAACCAAAAGGACCCAAGCCUGGAAAGCCUGCUCAGGGUCUGCUUGGUUCUAGUGCAUCUCCCUCGGCUAUCAAAGCCGCGGCGAAGUCAGCCACCCUGCAGCUGGCUCGACAAGUAGCCACCGAUGUUCAGGAUUGCGAGGAGGACAUAACCCCGCAGAACUACUUUUCUCUUGGCGAGAGCUCCGAGCCUCUUCCUGCAGUCGUCCCGAGCUUAGACCCUGAGCCAGGAGGCCCUGCGGAACCUCUUGCACCUGCACCUGCACUUGCACCUGGAGCUGCACCUGCACUUGCAGUUGCACUUGCAGUUGCACCUGCACUUGCACCUGCAGUUGCACCUGCAGUUGCACCUGCAGUUGCCAAUGAGCCGGGUCAGUCAGAUGCCCCUCUCGACUUUGGGGGGAACCAUGAGGGAGCUGGUCCAUGGGGAGGUCAAUAUCCUCAGUAUCAACAGCCCAUAGCAGGCCCAGAAGCUCUCCCUGAGGGAUACUAUGAUGAGACAUACUACCAAGAUCCUGAAACCGGAUCGGCAGAGGCUGAAGAGCCUGGCAACUCUGCCAUGUUUGACGAUGAAGCGUUCAUGCGGCUGCAAGGGAAACGGAACAGAGGCAAAGAGGAGGUGAAGUUCCUGGAGAUCAAAGGAGACGACCAGCUAAGUGGCAACCAGCAGUGGAUGACAAAGAGCAUGACGGAGGAGAAGCAGACCCGUCAGUCCUUCAGCAAGAAAAAUAAAGAACUGCCUACAGGACAACAGCGACGCAAGCAUCAGAUAACGUAUCUCAUUCACCAGGCAAAGGAACGCGAGUUGGAGCUGAAGAACAGCUGGGCAGACAACAAGCUAACCCGCCGGCAGACACAGGCCAAAUACGGUUUCUAAAUGUCAUACUGUGGACUCUUGGCAUGUGGAAACCCUGCAUCAGAAAGUAGAGUAGAGCUUUCCACAUUUCCCUACACACUUGUGGAAGAUUUGUGUUUGGGAAGACACUAUACACACACACACACCCUUAAUACAGAUUUUCUUUCCCUCCUGUAUUUGUGUUGAAUUGUUAUUAUCCAGUAGUUAUUUUUGUCAACUGUUUCAUAAAGUGUUACUUUUGUACGGAAAAAUCCAGCCAGUCGUUAAUCUUCCUUUCACAGUAAAUAUAGGCUCUCUACCUACAAAUGAAGAUACAACAGUGUUUGUAGGGUACUCAGUCCUGUUCAUGCAGCGAACAUUUAUGUACGACUCCUGUUUUGUGAUGGAAUACAAACGACUCCACAAAACGGGUUUGGUUCUCUGGCAGUCACACAAAUGAUAGUGACACGUUGCCUUCCAUAAUGAGAAAUGAACCAGAGGCAGUAGAAAGCUGUGGUGCAUCACAUAUUUUGUAAAAACGAAUAAAGAUGUUCACAAUGACUGAAAUUGUCCACGUCUGCCGCAGUUAUUUUAUCCCCAAUUUGUAAUUUACCUCUUGUUUUUUUGCAUUUAAAGCUCAACCGACUUGUGAACGAGCACACCUGCAUCGACAUCCGUUCUGAAGUUGGUUUACGUAAAUGAAUUGCCAGAGAACCAAACAUGUAUUUCACUUCCAGCUGGUUCUUUUAAAACAGGACCUUCAUCUCAGUUUUACCCGGCUGCAUCCAGCAUGCAUCUUACAGAUUUAGUAGUUGUCUGCUAAAUCCCUAUGACAAGUCUUUUUUUAGUAGUGUGUGACUGGCAGUGAGGCAACACAUUUAGCCUCUUUACGCUACCCUAAAUAGCGAUCACAUUAACUUCCAAGUUUUUUUUUUUAGGUGGUUAAGAGGCUGUAACUGUACGUCUCUCUGCUGCUCCAGUCACAAGAAGAUUCUGCUGUUUAAAUGAGUGUGUGUGUGUGGCUUGUCCUCUGCCAGUAAGCUGUUAAGGGAAACUAUGAACUGUUCAAUGUGGUGAAACAAAAAUACUGCCAAUCUCUCCAGCUUUGGAGAAUAUUGCAGAUUUCUGCCUUUUCUCUUGUAUUGAUGUACAGAUCGUUCUUGCACAAAUCUUUCCCAUCCUGCAAAGAAGCCUUUUAAAAUAGCCUUUCACUGAAGCAAUAACGUUUAUUCUGGCUUUCAUUGUUUCCUCCUUUAAGAAAGCAAUGAUUAGUCCACCCUGCAUCAAUACUUUUUGUUUUCCAAGCGGAAAAAUAGAUUACAAAUGUAAACUCAUGAGCCAGGUUGCUCUAUUAGACAUCGAUUUUUGUAGAGAGCGUCGUAUGUAAACUGUGUCUAGGUGUGGUGGCGAGAGCUCCAUAGUUUUCCACCAUUACUGCACCAACACAGGCACAACCUGACCUGCCUCAAAACUGACAUUUGGCAGAAACACCAGCAGUCCAAGAAUCUCGUUUGCUUCCAUACUUCGUAGUUUUGUUACAUGUACCGCCUGUAGAGCCUGAUUCAGGGCAUAUUUACACACAGACAGCCCAAAGCAAGUAGCUGACCGUCUGAACACAUACCCUCACACAUUAUCUAAGACAGGAAUAUAAAUUAAAGAGCUUAAACUUAUGCAAGUUCCAUGUUUUUUUCUUCUUCCGUGACAGCUGUUGGACAGUGCAAAGAGUGCUUGGAUGAAAUAACAUUUCCAUAAAACUAAGCACACAUUCAUGCUCUCCUUCUGUCUCAAGACCCAAACAUUAACCUCAGCAGGUUUCAUGAACAGACUGACAAAGCAUACUACUGAUUCAGUGACAUGUUUGAUGCCAGUGCUGGGAAAAGUCUUCUUUUUUUUUUUCUUUACCCUAUACUUUUGUGCAUGUUGUGCAGUUAAAAUUGAAAGAAUAAAUAUUUUGCCUUUUCUGGCUCCAUUCCUCUGAAUGUAACUGGGUGGUUUGAUGUCACGAUGAUGCAGGUGUUAUAUACGGUAACAUUACAAAAGAUCAUUUAGGGUUCAUGUGUAGUAUAAAGUAGUCCACUUAUUGAACUAAUGGCAUUAAUAAUGACGCAGACAACGGUUUUGAUUCAUGUAUAAUGUGUAUUAUAAGUAAACAAUCUCCAUUGUA
Molecule: messenger RNA, 4018 nt
Organism: Anarrhichthys ocellatus (wolf-eel)
Lineage: Eukaryota; Metazoa; Chordata; Actinopteri; Perciformes; Anarhichadidae
Gene: prcc
Product: proline rich mitotic checkpoint control factor
Exons: 7
Coding region: 556-1896 (446 amino acids)
Cellular component (GO): nucleus
Source: RefSeq, a predicted model, not a curated record